Molecule: messenger RNA, 5454 nt
Organism: Asterias rubens (European starfish)
Lineage: Eukaryota; Metazoa; Echinodermata; Asteroidea; Forcipulatida; Asteriidae
Product: polycomb protein suz12-A-like
Exons: 16
Coding region: 164-2272 (702 amino acids)
Cellular component (GO): nucleus; ESC/E(Z) complex
Molecular function (GO): chromatin DNA binding
Source: RefSeq, a predicted model, not a curated record
CUCAUGCCUAAUGCUCAGUGAUCAGAAAAGCAUCACCAAUCAGAUAUGCCUGCUAUACACACGUAAACACUCUCAAUUCGGCCUAUGGAAUUGGGUAUCAGCUGUUUGCUCUGUCCUUAUCCAUGGGCACCGUUAUGAUUGUGAGCGAAGUGGAUGAAGAAAGAUGGCACCCCACAGGCACCCGAACAGCAGGUCCGUCCAGCGGAACCCCAAAUUUGAGCAAUUGCAGGCCGACCAUGAGCUUUUUCUUCAAGCUUUUGAAAAACCAACACAGAUUUACAGAUUCCUUCGAACCAGGAACCAAAUUGCACCUAUUUUCCUACAUAGAACAUUGAGUUAUAUGCCACAGCGGUGCCAAAGGACUAAUAAUAACAGGAAAUCUUUUGAGACAAUUGGUUUGCUGGAAAAAGUUGAGACGAAACUCAAACGAGAUGCAAUGACGGAAAGGACGCAAGGAGAGUACAUGAAUUUAUUUUUCAAGGAAUUUCAUCAAACCAGAGAGUUGACCAGUGAGAGCACAGUUACUGUCGAGGCUGUGCUUUUAAAAGUUUGUCACAAGAGGAGAAAGGAUAUAUCAUCACCAAUUAAACAAAUGUUUCUCGGUAAACAAAAAGUGCCAGUGAACAGUGACUCCAUGACAACCAGUGACGAUCAACUACGUCACAUCUCAGUACCCAGCAGUACUUUCAGCCAAUCCAAUGGCCAGACGGCCAAAUCCUUCAUAUUGCUACUCAAGGUUCAUGGGGAAAGGUCUCAGUCCAAAGACUGGUCGCCUGGAAGUGAUAAUCUAUGCAACGGAGAUGUUAGUGAAGAUCAGGAGGAGCAGCCAUCCAAGCGUCGCAGACUCAGUAGAAACUCUUCACCUAGUCAAAAUGAUUCCUUCACCUACUCAUCAGAACUUGUGGUACUGGACAAGGACAAUUGUCAACUCACCAACGGCGAUUACGAAGUUGCUUUGCAAGAGGUCAGGCCAAAGGUCAUGAACGGCAAGCAUGCAUCGUGGGAAAUGCUGAUGGAUGGCAAGCCUGUGGCACCGUUCGAGUCCUUCAAAGACCAACCAACUUUAAAGUUCCAUCUCAAGUGGAGCGAGACAGCUCUACGGUCUUCCAAUCAUCUCCAACCGACGAUGUCAUCGAGUAGCAAUCACAGGACGUUGUUCACAAGCUCAGGGACCCUCCUUAAUAAUUCAAACAGCCAGUCACCUGAGCAGAGCGGUAGCAGCAAUGGUGUAUCAAUAUUAGAAGACACCAACGGCGUUCCAAGCUCCGAAGAAAACAUUCCGCACAAGUCGUCCGUUCGUAUCAACGCCUCCAAGAGGGAUCCCACUCCUGCCACCGCUAUCCCCCCACCGCAUGUCUUCUACCAGUUCCUGUAUAACAACAACACCAGGCAGCAGACGGAGGCCAGGGACAACAUGCUCUGCCCGUGGUGCUCCGUCAACUGCCUGGAGCUGUACAGCCUUCUCAAGCAUCUCACCACGUGCCACAGUAGAUUUAACUUCACCUAUGUGCCUUGUCCAAAUGGAGCCAGAAUAGAUGUGACAAUAAACGAACACUACGAUGGUUCCUAUGCCGGCAAUCCUCAGAACCUUACAUCACACACUGGCUAUGCAUUCCACAGGAACGGGCCGUGUAGACGCAGCCCAGUCACACAGAUACUGGUCAUUAAACAUACCAAACGACCUCUCGGCACCUUGACUGAAUUCCAGGAGGGGGAGAAUAAAGACUACCUCAGUGUCAGACCUCAAAUCUCAGGACAUAACAGAAUGUACUACCACACCCAUUCACUGCAACCAAUCAGACCUCAAGAAAUGGAAGUGGACAGUGAAGAUGAGAUCGACCCUUUGUGGCUUCAACAGAGAACGAGAAUGAUGAUUGAUGAGUUUACUGAUGUCAAUGAAGGGGAGAAGGAACUCAUGAAGCUUUGGAAUCUACAUUGUAUGCAACAUAACUUUAUAGCGGACAGUCACAUCCCACUUGCCUGCCAACUGUUCAUCGAGGAACGCGGCCGACAGCUGUUAGAGCUCAACCUCUACCGCAACUUCAUGCUUCACGUGAUCAACAUGUACGACUUCAGUCUCAUCUCUCCGUCUGUCGUUGUUCGAACGCUGCUGCAGCUGGAUCGCCUUAACGACUCCAUGGCCCGGGAAGGAGCCAAGGAGGUGAUGAAGGAAGAGAAAGUUGACAUGGUUGGAGGAGUAGGAACAUCGGAGGAGGAUGCGGAGGUUGCUGGAUUGGUCCAAGACACCACAGAGGGGGUAGGAGAGAGCUGAAGUUGCCGAUCAAAGGUUUAGAGACAGCAAUUUGCUUAUAUUGUAAGAUUAAGGCAUCCCUACUUAUUAGGACUUAUGCAAUGUUCUAUGAUGUUGGAGGAAACUGAAGCUCAUAUUGAGAUCGUAGAUCCCAUGACUAAAGAGACGGCUGUUGUAAGAUAAAGUACCAAUUGAACCAUCCCUAAUUGGGACUUGAGCUAUGCUCUUGAGGACAGCUUGAAUGCGGUAUGCAGAGUAUUAUUACAUGUUUAUGUAAUAUUUCUCAACAACAUCAGAGGGACGCAUCGGAAACUGUAAUAUAUAUUUUCCAGAGACAUCCUGAGCAGUGCUCCUGAACAAUUUUACGGGAGCAUUGAUUUAUGUUUUUCAUGCCAAUGUGUCAUCAGCAACGUAAAGAAAAAUAACUUUUCGUUAAUAUUAUUAUGAACCCAGAUUGUUUGUUUUAUACCUAUUCAAUGAUGAGUUGAUGGCAGUCUGCAAUCAGGCAGACAUAUGAGGUGUUAUCAACACUGUGAUUGGGCAGCAUUCAUAAGUGCUAAUUGGUUGGUCGACUAAUCAGCAGCUGGUUGUGACAGUUGUUAACCAAUCAGAAGCGUCAUUUCAGCACUGUCCAUCUCAGAAGAUUGCAACAUUUUUUUCUCAAACAUACAAUUCAGACAGAUUUCGGGUCAUAUGGAGACCUAUUGACCCCUUGCACGCGCGGCACGCUCGGCGACUGACGCCACGCUCACCAUGUUGGUGGUCAAUAGGUUUACGUGUUAACGCCGCAUCACCUAAAAUGUGAAUUUUUCUGAAUAACACACAUUGACAUUGACCACUAAAAUGGCGCAUCCAAGAUUAUUCUGAUGAUGACGUCAGGUGAAUUGGGUCAAUAUAAGCUGUUUAAGUGAAUGACGGACAUGCAUUUAUUGAACACGUAAUGGUGCAGGAUUUGUGCUUAUAUGUGUAAAUCUCUUUUUGACUGACGCCGGACUGCUUUAUUCUUAUGUUAAUGCUACUUGAGAGCUAACAGUCACUCGCCAUGCAUAGCAAAUGGUUGGUUAACCAGUUACUAACAUGCAAAAUGAACUUUCAGACUGGAGGAAAGACUAGUCCAGGAGACUAGGCUGUUACGGCAGACAUUUGAUGUGACUUGACAAUGAGACUUCUUGGCAUCUUGCAGGCAAUGCAGAGUCGACGCAUAUUUCUUCAUGUACUUCUAAGCAGACAGGUUGUUGUUGUUGUUGUUUUUUGUUUGUUUCGGGGUGGGGGAGAUUUUAUGGAUACUGGGUGCUUUAAUCAUUGUUGUAGUGUUGACUUCAAACAUGCUUUUUACAGUAGGGUUAGCCCAUUAGAGCUUACACUUCAUGCUGUGCCUUCUGGUUUUGCCUGCUGUCGGAAAUCAGAAAAUAAAUGCUGGGUUGUAGUUUGCUUUUGUAUGCAAGCAAGGUUUUAAAAUCCUAUUUUGAUGGAGAAUUUUGUGUUAUCAUUUCUGGGAGGGGCUGGCAAAUAUAUGUUUGAAUACAUCAUAUCUUGCUGCUUAGCUGACUGGACCAGUUGCCUGGACCAGUCGGUAUUCAUCAACAGGAAAACAAAAAAACAAGUGCCUUAAAGUUUUCUUCAUCAGAUGUUAAAGUGGGUUGUGAUGACAAUAUUGGGUUAAUGUGUUUAUUUGUGUUGGUUUAUUCAUUGCGCAGUGUUGCGCCUGUCUUGUGUAGUGUUACUUCUUCCUCAGUAUGCUGCCAGAAUUGUCUUGAGACAUUGCACAAGAAAAAGAAGAAAACAAAGACGAGACUGGAAAGAACAGAAUAGUUAUACCCCUCUUUUUAAAUAUUGUGAAUUAUUGUUUAUAUGUGUACAGGGAACAAGACAGGGAGAAGUUAUAAAAUGUUAACAGUAACUUUGGCACUACUAGUGUUUCCAAAUACCCCAAUUACUUCUGAUUCCUCCACAAUCCAUUGUUUCCAUUUACUUGAAGUUGGUGGAUUUGGUACUGGUCUUUGACAAUUACCAAAGGUGUCAAGUGUCUCUACUAGCUUAAUGAAAUUGGGCCCAGGGUGCAAAGGAAGUUGAUGCGUUUGAAAGGAACAUGGCGUCAUUAUCAGUCACUGCAAAAUUGUACUUGAAACUUUGUGUAAAACCUUGGAGUAUUAACUGAUGAAAGGAACUGUUUAAGAAUUGUGCUUGAAGUAAAAUGUAUAAAAUUAUUCCUUUACUGUUCAAUGGGGUAGAACUCUCUUUUGAAAACCAUGAGAAAUUGUAAAUAUGUUUACCAUUCUAAUUAACUCACCGUUUAUAAUUGAGGAAUUUGACCCUAUUUAAAUUAAAACACUUUGUUUCCAGGGAUUCAAUGCACAUAAGUUAGCAUUGUUCUUUAAAAGAAUUAAAGAAAUAACCUUGUUUUCUCAAAGUUGAAGCCCUGGUGCAAAGUUUACAACCCCUCCUUUACCCAAACCCCACCCCAGUUUCAUAGAAACGUUUAAGAACAAAAAGUAGCUAAGAACAACAAAAUUAUGCGUACCAGAUUUAGGUUACCAGCCAAACACUGUUUUUUUAUACACUGCAUUUUCUCAUCGUUUUGCUUGCAAAUGACUAACAGUUUUCUAUCUAUAUCAAGCACGAUUCCAAUGAAAGCAAUUCCGUGGGAAAUGUUUCUUUAAAUCUUGGACAAAAAGAGAGCUUAAAGGCUGCAAAACAGUAUCUGUUUUUCUAUGAAGUGUAUGAGCUCCUGUUUCUGUGGCUAACGCGUGUGCAAAAUAUGCUCGUUGCGGAUACGUGUCACGUGAACACAAAAAGUGUCUAUGUAUCAGUAUCUGUAUGUGUAUUCGUAGACUUGCAAAACCUCUCUAAUAAUAUCUCACAUGUACACUUUUAGACUGGUAUCCUGCCUUUUUUUGCUUAGCAGAAAUUAUUUAAGCAAUAUUUUGUGCUAAAGCAGCUCUAUGAAAUUGGGUCCUGGUAUGCAGUCUUAUGCAAUGCCACUCGUAUUUGUAUAUUUAUAUCAUUGCUGUACUUCUACUUGUAAUAUUUUGUACUUCUCCAAUGGCAUUGCUUGUAUGAAUUAAAUGUCAAACAAUUUUUUUUUCAUUUUCUGAUUUUGUGAACCAUUUCUGAUUUUGUUAAACAGGACUGAAAAUUUGUAUUUUCUUGUAUCUAGGUAGAGACAAAAUGAUGAACAAUAAUAAAUUCUGUUUGCAAUAAAA